Cylicocyclus nassatus is the source of this 2056-nucleotide messenger RNA. Lineage: Eukaryota; Metazoa; Nematoda; Chromadorea; Rhabditida; Strongylidae. The record is from the annotation of a GenBank genome assembly.
CUUAUCAUCUAGAAUGUCACGUCAUGAGAAGAAGUCAAAACACCACAAGCGAUCGAGGAGCCAAGAACGCAGUACGAAAAAGAAACAUCAUAGGAAACAUUCCAGUUCACCAUCGAGUUCUAGCUCCGAAUCUGAACAUGAUGACAAAUUUCAGUCCGUUCUUGACAAGCAACGGCAGGAGAAGAAACGGUUGAAGAGGUUGGAAAAAGAGAAACUGAAGGAGAAAGAAACUCCGGAAGAAAAGCGUGCUCGACGGUUGGCGAAGAAAUUGAGAAAAGAAGAAAAGAAGAAGAAGGAAAACAACUCUUAUUUGCCUCCUCAGCUGGCUUACACCAACCUAAAUAAUCCAUUCAAUGAUGUAAAUCUAACGGAAACAUUCGUAUGGGAAAAGAAAUUGGAGGUGGAAGGAAAAUCGAGUUACUCUCGGAAGAAGAUCGAGAAGGAAACUCGAGCUCGGGUUGAGAGAAAUCUCCGUGAAAUGGAAGAGUUGAAGCGAACUCGAGAUGCUCGGCUAGCAGCUAGGGAGGAUAUGGAGAUGAUGCAGCGUGAUGCUGACCGAAAAGCGCAUGCUGAAUGGACCAGCAAGGAAGCAGAGUUCCAAUUACAACAGGCCAAGGUGCGGUCGAAGAUUCGGAUAGAGCAAAAUCGAGCAAAACCAAUAGACUUGCUGUCAAGAUACAUCCAGUUUGGUGAAGAGGAUCAGGAUGAAAAGGAUGCAGACAAAGAUGAAUUCGAGCUUGAAGAUCCACUCAAAUACCUCAAAGGACUCAGCCAGGACGAUUAUGAAGAUUUAGUAGAGGAUAUCAAGGUGUAUCGUUCGCUAGAAAAAGAUCGACAUUCCGAAUUUUGGAGAGACGUUCGCUGUGUUGUUGAUGAUGAAUUACGAAAGCUUAGAGAUGACAGAGGGAGAUUGGGCACUUCGAUUCAUGGUUCAGUCCAGCAGGAUGUGGACAAGAUUUUCAAGGGAAAAAGCGUUGACGAGCUUUGUCAGUUGGAAAGGACAAUUGUCAACAAAGUAAAUGCUGGGGGCUCGGGGACAGAUAUCUCUUACUGGGAAGGUUUACUAAUGCAUUUGAAAGUGUACAUAGCUAAGACGCGCUUGAAGGAACUUCAUCAAAAGAUGCUCAAGCUGAAAUUAGCCAGAAUACGCGAAGAGCAGAUGCGGGAGGUUGGAAAGUUUGACUUGGAAGGCCGGACUACUGUCAAAAAACGUUCAUCAUCUGAUAAUGAAGAAGAAGAUAUUGAGAAGAAACUGCGGAGGAAAAUCGACCUUGAUGAGCUUGAGGCAGUAGAGCUUGAUGACGAACAGAAGGAGAUGCGGUGGAAACAUUUGACUCCCGAGCAACUAGAAACAGCUACACUGCAGCUGUAUGAGCGUGGUGGAUAUAGUCCCAUUUACGGCGAUCUCAACAAUGCUAUGCCAGGCAUCGAAAUAUUGGAUGAAGAUGCUGACAUGAAAGAUCUACUGGAGAAAAGGAAGCAGCACCGAAAAGUACCCACAGGUGUUACCAAACUCGAAGCUGAAAUGCUUGCAAUGGCUAGAAAGGGCAUGGGAGGGGACGAGUCAACUUUCUCUGUUGAGCAACCGUUAGAAGCACAGACGCAUUUGUGGUCCGAUAAAUACCGACCGCGAAAACCCACUUACUUGAAUCGUGUUCAAACUGGUUUCGACUGGAAUAAGUAUAAUCAGACCCAUUAUGAUAUGGAUAACCCACCUCCAAAGAUUGUUCAAGGCUACAAAUUCAACAUUUUCUACCCCGACCUUCUGGAUCCUUCGCAAACUCCCUCAUUCACUGUGACGCCUUGUGACGAUCCAGAUUUUGCAGUCAUAAAGUUCAAGGCUGGGCCUCCAUAUGAAGACAUUGCGUUUAAGUGCGUGAAUCGUGAAUGGGAAUUGUGGUUUGUAUUCAAACGAUAUCGUUAUCGUCGGUAAACUUCAUGUUAUAAUGACCAUUAUAAUUUAUCUCAUCACUUUCUUACGGUUGCAUAUUUUCCUCAUUGAUUUCUCAAAGCAACUUCGUUUUUGCAUUCUCAUAUUCUUUGACAUAUACUGUAC